This is a messenger RNA of Scatophagus argus, 683 nucleotides long. RefSeq names its product chromosome 1 C15orf48 homolog (gene coxfa4l3). NCBI's taxonomy places the organism in Eukaryota, Metazoa, Chordata, Actinopteri, Scatophagidae. The coding region runs from base 165 to 422 and encodes 85 amino acids. The record is from RefSeq and is a predicted model, not a curated record. The transcript has 5 exons.
UGGAAUCCAGUGCUGCAUUUCAGUAGAGGAAGCCCUGUCUGUGUACGUGCCUUUUACCUCGUACUACCUCUCAUCCAGCCUACAUCAGUCAGGCUCUCAGGAUCCUGCGCUGAGACAUCUGAAGGACUUCAAGGCAACAACAGGUGCUCGAGAAUCUUGAAAAUAUGCCGGGAUUUUUCCAGUUGUUGAGGAAGAAAAAGGAGCUGAUCCCUCUGGUAGCUUUCAUCUCUUUUGCUGCAACAGGAGCCGCCUCUGCUGCUCUGUACUUCCUAUUUACUAAACCCGAUGUCAUUUUGAAUAAGAGCAAAAACCCAGAACCAUGGGAGAGAGUGGACCCAACAAAACCCCAAAAGCUCAUCACCAUCGGUCAGCAGUGGAAACCAGUGGAGGAGCUGGAGAUUGUGAGGAAACUCACCAAGUAAAAAAAAAAAAAAGGCGGGCAUCUCCUAGAAAGAUCCACAGUUUGAGUACUUGCCUGCCCCCCAUCAGUCUAACAGAAUCCUUUCUGCACAAACUAGGAUGCUUUGACACUCAGUGUGCGGAAAUGCUUCUGCUCCACUGGUGGGGUUUCACCCUGCUCUGUAGUGGCUCAGCUCAAGGACGUCCAUCCUCAGCAGUACAAAACUGUCAUGAAGUCAAGUGAAAAAAAAAAAACUCACACUGGUUUUCUGGGAUUCUGCGUA